CAUCGCUCUCGUGUGUAAGCCUCAUUACACUUCUACACACUUUCUCUACUCUUCACACCUGCUGGGAGCCUGUGCACAAGUGUUGUGUUCUCCAGUCAGAAGAAGAUCUCUGGAGCAGAAGUGGAGAUGAGAGUCAGACGAGGAGACGACGUCACUCUCUACUCCGACUGUGUUUGGAAAAGUGGAUUUUAUCCGGCAUGGUUUAGAAACUGCUCACAUCAGAAUCAACCUCGGUUCAUGAUUUCCAAUACGGAUUUAAUGAAUGAAGCUUUUGCACAUUAUUCAUUUGUGUUUAAUGAAUCCACCAACACAUUCGACCUGCUGAUUAAGAACGUUACAGAAUCAGAUGAGGGUCUGUACUACUGCGCCAUACACGAGACACAGGUUACAGAGAUAAAUAGUGUUAUAAUCCGCAAUGAUGUUUAUCACUAUGGAAACAGAUCCACUCGUCUCUCUCUACUCGAAGAAUCCUGUCCCAGUGUUACUGUAUCUCCAAACCCCCCGAUUCCGUGUGGAACACAGUGGAAGCUGGUGUUGAGUGUGUGUGCUGUGUGUGUUUUCAUCUCCUCACUCUUCUCCUCCAUCUGUGUGUACUGCCUCUGCACAAACACCACUAAAGGUUCUGAAAAAAGAAAAGAGAUACUCACUGAACACGACUUUCAGGUACAUCAGUGUGAGAGGAGUGUGAACGGGGAGCUCUGCUGUUACACUGAAGUCUUAUACGCACUUCAGAAACCACCAAUCAAAUCAGACUAAACACACACACACACACACACACACACACACACACACACACACACACACUCACACACACACACACACACACACACAAAUUAUAGUGUGUAAUGGUGUGUAGAUGAUCACUGUGAUUGUGUCUCUAUAAAUGAUUUACAAUCAACUU
Messenger RNA from Silurus meridionalis, 901 nucleotides. RefSeq lists its product as uncharacterized. The record is from RefSeq and is a predicted model, not a curated record. Lineage: Eukaryota; Metazoa; Chordata; Actinopteri; Siluriformes; Siluridae. The transcript has 5 exons. The coding region runs from base 127 to 756 and encodes 209 amino acids.